AUGCCUCAGCGUUGUGCAGUUCCUAUGUGUAACGAGAAAACAGGAGGUCAUAAAUUUCCAUGCGAUAAAGAUCUCCUGAAAAAAUGGCUAACAGCAGUUCGUCGAGACAAUCACAUACCAUCUAGACACUGUCGAGUAUGUAAAAAACACUUCACUGAUGAUGAUUUUGAAUUUCCAAUAUCUGCGGUUGAAGAGUAUGCUCGUCCAAGAUUAAAAAAGGAUGCUGUUCCCAGUAGAUUCCCUUGGAAUGAAGUUGCAUAUGACAUCCUAUACAAAAAGAACAAAAGAACUGUUGACCGUAUGAUGGAAAGAGAUUUAUUGAAGAACAAACUGGAAAACAUCAAAAAGUCGAACAACGAACAAUUCUUGGAGAGUCUACCAGAACUACCUGAUGACUUACUGGACACAAAUGGUCUGCCAAAUAUUGAUCUAGCUAAACGUUUAACGGAAAUUGAUGAUAUAGAUGAAUUAAUUUGA
Messenger RNA from Danaus chrysippus (African queen), 477 nucleotides. NCBI's taxonomy places the organism in Eukaryota, Metazoa, Arthropoda, Insecta, Lepidoptera, Nymphalidae. The record is from the annotation of a GenBank genome assembly.